AAAUGGCCGAGGCCCAGGAUGGGUAUUUGUUUCCUCGUGAGAAAUCUAUGGUGGUGAAUGGAGUGGAGGUUCCCAUCCAUCUUAUUGGAGAUGCGGCAUACCCCCUUAAACAAUGGCUAAUGAAGGGGUUCCCAAAUCACCAAAAUCUGACACUCAACCAGUCUCACUUGAACUUCUGCUUGAGUUCAGCUCGAAUGGUCGUAGGAAAUGCCUUCGGUCGCCUCAAAGGUCACUGGAGAUGUUUACUGAAGCGCAAUGAUGUCGACAUAAAUAUUGUGUCUGAUAUAGUUGUAGCUUGUUGCAUCUUGCACAAUAUUUGUGAACUCAGGAAAGAAACAUACCUGCAUGAAUGGACCACUGACCACCAGUGUGAUGUUUCAGCUGAGGCUACUGACCGAGAGAACAACAGAGUAACUGAUGACGUGCAUGCAGUUCGGAGGGCAUUGGCAACACUGAUGAGUUAAAGGAAUAGUUAACCCAAAGACUAUUUACUCAACGUCAUGUAAUUGUAAACCUGCAUGAAGUUCUUCCU
Messenger RNA from Carassius carassius (crucian carp), 532 nucleotides. RefSeq lists its product as uncharacterized. Bases 3 to 464 code for a protein of 153 amino acids. Lineage: Eukaryota; Metazoa; Chordata; Actinopteri; Cypriniformes; Cyprinidae. The transcript is spliced from 2 exons. The record is from RefSeq and is a predicted model, not a curated record.